AUGCAAUCACCCGAGAUACCAAGGCUAUUCGGCUAUGCUAAAACCCAUAAACCAGGCACGCAAAUCCGGCCGAUUGUUGACAAAUCAAGAUCUCCAACCCUACCUAUUGAGAAGGGUCUACAUGAGCUCCUUAAAGGCCAUUUGAAAGAUUAUAACUACGCCGUUUCGAACACGCGGGAACUCAUCACUAAAUUGCAGAAUAUCGCUCUGAAGGAUCAGGAAUUUAUUACAGUUCUCGACUUUGAAGCUAUGUAUCCUUCCAUUAAAUUGGAACCGUGCUUCUGUGCCCUUAGAGAUUUCCUUUUCCAAGCCUCUCCACCUGGAUACCACAAGCAGGUGUUGGAGCUGGCCCACCUUAUGUGCUACACCUCAUUCUUCACCUUCAACCAACGAAUCUAUCUUCAAGAAAGGGGAGUACCUAUGGGUAGCCCCCUCUCUGGAGACCUCUGCGAAUUAAUUGUAAGAAAACUGGAUAACCAAGUAUUACAGUCCUUCAACGCGGAAAUCGUUCUCUAUACGCGCUAUGUUGAUGACAUUCUUAUCAUUUGGAAGUCCAACCUGGAUCUAAGCACCGUUCUUCAGAUUGUGAACAACAACAACCCUUUUGGACUUAAGCUUAAAUUAGACCAGCAGGAUGACAAGAUGGCCCACUUCCUGGACCUCAAUAUCUUCUUGGAUCAAGGCUGCAUAACUACAAGUGUGUUCCAUAAGCCUAAUCUUCAGUCUUUCUUCAUCCCUGCAACCUCGAAUGACCCCUUUUCUUACAAAUGGCCGCUUUCAGGGCUCUUAUCCGCAGAGCUUUUACCUAUUGCUCUAGCAUUAAUGACGUGCUACGAGAAAUCCAACGCAUCAAGCGCAUCGCCACAGCCCACAGUUUCAGCAGUAAGUUUAUCGAUAGGCUUGCGCUAA
This is a messenger RNA of Centruroides sculpturatus (bark scorpion), 909 nucleotides long. RefSeq lists its product as uncharacterized. The record is from RefSeq and is a predicted model, not a curated record. NCBI's taxonomy places the organism in Eukaryota, Metazoa, Arthropoda, Arachnida, Scorpiones, Buthidae. Bases 1 to 909 code for a protein of 302 amino acids. The transcript has a single exon.